Punica granatum (pomegranate) is the source of this 405-nucleotide messenger RNA. NCBI's taxonomy places the organism in Eukaryota, Viridiplantae, Streptophyta, Magnoliopsida, Myrtales, Lythraceae. The record is from RefSeq and is a predicted model, not a curated record.
AUGCCGAGGCAGCGCCGGGGCCAUCAAUCCAAGGCUCUGUACGAGCUGUCCACCGUGGUGCUCAACCUCAUCCGAUCGGCUCCGACGCCGGUCUCUUUCUCCGGCGAGGAGUCCCUCAUUGCUCCCCCGGCGUCGGAGGCGGCUCCUUCCUCGUCGAGGAGGCGGCCGCCGGCUCCGCAGAUCACGCCGGCGGGUUUCGCUUCUCUGCUGCUUGGAGUUUCGAUGAGUCUGAUGCUGUGCGGGUCGGUGACCUUCUUCAUCGGGUUCAUACUGAUGCCAUGGGUUUUUGGACUGGUCAUGAUGCUCUAUUUGGCGGGAACAGUCUCCGCUCUAUCGGUUCUCGGCCGAUCCAUCUUCGGUUCCGCCGCCGCUGCGCCGCCCGAUCCUCCGAAGAAGAUAGCUUGA